CAAAAUAAAGACAAGUCCGGACAGACACCGAGCGACCGACCGAGCGAUCGACAGCUGAACAGACAGGCGAUGCUCCGUUCACUCAGCCGGUCACCCGAGCAGCCGGCGGCCCGGACGCAGUGAGGAGCUCCCGGGGGACGGAGGAGCCCCGAGCGGCGGAACAAAACCGAGCACAAGCCACGGUUUCAGUCGACGGGCGCUCCGGUUUGUUGUGGUUCCUCCUCGAAGAAGCAUCACCCGAUCUACCUGUCAAGUCUCCACUCGGAGGAUCCCGGCGGUGGGGAAAUGUCUCUCCAGGAUGAGCUGACGACCGCAGCGGCGAAGGGGAACACGGCGGAUGUGGAGGAUCUCCUGCGGGCAGGAGCUCCGGUUAACGGGGUGAACAAAUUUGGACGAACCGCUGUGCAGGUGAUGAUGAUGGGCAGCUCCCCGGUGGCUCAGGCGUUGCUGGAACACGGAGCGGAUCCCAACGUGGCGGACCCCAGCACCGGAUCCACGCCGCUGCACGACGCGGCCAGGACGGGCUUUGUGGACACUGCGCGCCUGCUGGUGAAGUUCCUGGCUGACCCGCAGGCCAGGGACCACGCGAACCGCCUGCCCAUCGAUUUGGCUGCACAGAACGGACAUACGGAUGUUGUUGCUUUCCUGGAGACUCUGUAAAAGAAAAAGAAAAAAAAACCGACAACAGAAAGCAAACUGGCUGUGAGGUGUUUUAUUUCCUGCUGGUUCUGAGCGGAGACAGCGGGCCUGGAGAAGAGAGGCCUGCAGCCGAAAUUACUCAUUACGGCUGUUUUAUGUGAACUCUCGUUUUAUUUAUUUGACUGCCGUUUGCUUAGUACUUAACAUUAUUUUAUUCUUAACGAAAUCAGGGUUGUGGGUGGGCACAGGGCCGCUGGUAUGAGAGAUAACACACAUAUCCUGCAACGCUCUUCUGCUACACAGUGUUUUUGAGGCAGUUUUGACUCCUACGUAAUAAUCACGGUGCAGGUGUGCGGUAAGGACUGUUUUUUUAUGCCUAUUCAUGACUAAUAUUUAACCAAAAAAAACGUAAAAGCAAUUGAAAAUGUUUUGCACAUUGGAAUAUUACACGUUUACCUGAUGCACUGUUCUGUUUGCUGUUCCCUGUUUGUAUAAAUAUUAUGCACUUUAAUAAACUGUAAUUUCAGAGA
Messenger RNA from Acanthochromis polyacanthus (spiny chromis), 1169 nucleotides. It is a transcript of the gene cdkn2, whose product is annotated as cyclin-dependent kinase inhibitor 2A/B (p15, inhibits CDK4). The transcript has 2 exons. Gene Ontology annotation, molecular function: protein kinase binding; cyclin-dependent protein serine/threonine kinase inhibitor activity. The record is from RefSeq and is a predicted model, not a curated record. Gene Ontology annotation, cellular component: nucleus. NCBI's taxonomy places the organism in Eukaryota, Metazoa, Chordata, Actinopteri, Pomacentridae. Bases 286 to 660 code for a protein of 124 amino acids. Gene Ontology annotation, biological process: negative regulation of cell population proliferation; regulation of cyclin-dependent protein serine/threonine kinase activity.